UUAAUGCUAAAUAAAAUCUCACACCAAAUUAGUUUCUUCUCCUCACUGUUCUCUCUCUCUCUCUCUCUCUCUCUCUCUCUGAAACCCCACAGUGAGAGUACUCGGUGUUUCGCCAUUUUCUCACCGGAACCCUAGCUCUCGGCUUUGUGGUGGGGGUUUCUUCUUUUACUGUUGAAAUCCAAAGGGGGACUUUGUUGGGACUUUCUGGCUAAACAUUGAGCGCCGUGCUCUGCAUUUUUGGGUUCUUAGAUCGAAACCUCGCAGACCCUCUUUGCUGUUUCCCUUCUUAACUCUCUGAUUUGUGUUUCUGAAGCUCAAAAAUCUUAGCUUUGAGAAGAAAUUUCUAGGUUUUUGCUUUACACGCUUUACCUCUCAGAAAAUCCUAUCAUUUCAGCUAGUUCUUUCGUUUUUGCGUCCUGGGGUUUCUUUGUUUACCAAUGCUACUUCUUUUCUGGUAUCUAGUAGUUUCCACUUAAACAUUUCUUGGUUUUCCGGAGCUACAAAUCUAGCCGUUAUAGAAAAAGUUGGCCUUUUGCUUUUGUUUUCUUCUGUUUUUGGAAUUUCUUGGGUUGUGUAUGCGUUUAGGUUAGCUUGUUGGUUUCAAAGUCUGUGAGUCUCUGAAGCUCAGAAUGAGUGAUUUCAGGCUCUAUUUUCUUCUGCGCCGGCACUAAUUUCUCAUGGCUCUGUUGGGUCUUCGAGUUUCUUAGAACUACCAGCAGGCAAUGCUAGCAUUGUUGAGAAUGAAACGCCAACUCAGUUUGUUGUCGUUGUUGUUGCUGUUGCUGUUGCUGGCUGUAAUACCAGCUGUUGUGAGAUCUCUGAGUCCAUCAUUAAACGACGACGUGCUGGGGCUCAUUGUGUUGAAGGCUGAUAUCCAAGAUCCGAAGGGAAAGCUUGUGUCUUGGAAUGAAGACGAUGAUAGUCCUUGUAACUGGGUUGGUGUGAAAUGCAACCCUAGAUCCAACAGGGUCUCCGAGCUCAACCUCGAUGGCUUUUCUCUUUCAGGUCAUAUAGGCCGAGGCCUUCUCCAACUCCAAUCUCUGCGCAAGCUAUCUUUGGCCAAAAACAAUCUCACCGGAACCAUAACCCCCAACAUUGCACGGCUGGACAGUCUUCGAGUGCUCGAUUUGAGUGAGAAUGGCCUAUCUGGAGCUAUACCAGAGGAUUUCUUUAGGCAAUGUGGGUCUCUACGAGUCAUUUCAUUGGCCAAGAACAAGCUCUCUGGGAAGAUACCAGACAGUUUGAGCUCGUGUUCAACUCUUGCGUCUAUUAACUUUUCGUCGAAUAAGUUUUCGGGGUCUUUACCAUCUGGGAUUUGGUCUUUGAAUGGGCUUAGAUCGUUGGAUUUAUCGGAUAACUCCUUGGAGGGUGAGAUUCCAAAGGGGAUUGAAGGUUCGAAUAAUUUGAGAGCCAUUAACUUGGGUAAGAACCAGUUCUCUGGGAAGGUUCCUGAUGGCAUUGGAAGUUGUUUGCUUUUGAGGUUCAUUGAUCUUAGUGAGAAUUCAUUUUCCGGGACCCUUCCAGAGACAUUGCAGAAGCUUUCAUUGUGUAAUUAUCUUAAUUUGCACAUGAAUUCUUUUACUGGUGAGGUUCCUGAUUGGAUUGGAGAAAUGAAAAGCCUUGAAACUUUGGACUUUUCGUCCAAUAGUUUUUCUGGUCAGCUCCCAUCUUCAAUAGGGAAUCUUCAGUCGUUGAAGGUUUUGAAUUUUGCCGCCAAUGGUUUUACAGGAACCUUGCCGGAGUCCAUGGUUAAUUGCAAAAACCUUGUGGUCUUAGAUCUCAGCCAUAAUUCGUUGAAGGGUGAUCUUCCUGCGUGGAUUUUCAAGUCAGGAUUACAAGAAGUUUCGCUUUCGGAGAAGAAACUGAGUGGAAGCAUGAAUAGUCCUUUAGCUUCGUCAGUGGGGAGCUCACUUGAAAUCUUGGAUUUGUCCCACAAUGCAUUUUCUGGUGAAAUUGCAUCUUCAGUUGGGGCUUUGAGAAGCUUGCAGUUCUUGAGUCUGUCUAAGAACUUUCUUGUUGGUCCUAUUCCAGUGUCAAUUGGAGAGUUGAAGGCCCUGAAUAAUCUUGAUUUGAGUGAGAAUCAGCUGAAUGGAAGUAUUCCACUGGAAAUUGGAGGAGUUGUUUCUUUGAAUGAACUGAGGCUGGAGAAAAACUUUCUAUGGGGGCAGGUUCCAACUUCAAUUGAGCACUGUUCUUCUUUAACAACGUUGAUUGUAUCUCAGAACAGAUUGAGUGGCUAUAUACCUAUAGCAGUAGCCAAACUUACAAACUUACAGAAUGUGGACUUGUCCUUUAACAACCUUUCUGGAAGCUUACCCAAGCAAUUGGCCAACCUUCCCCACCUUCUCACCUUCAAUAUUUCUCACAAUAAUCUCCAGGGUGAAUUACCUGCUGGUGGUUUUUUCAACACCAUCUCCCCUUUCUCUGUCACUGGAAACCCGUCUCUUUGUGGUUCUGCGGUCAAUAAGUCUUGCCCUGCGGUACUUCCCAAACCCAUUGUCCUCAAUCCUAACUCCUCUUCUGAUUCCACAUCUAGUUCAUUACCUCCAAAUAUUGUUCACAAAAGAAUUAUCCUCAGCAUUUCCGCACUCAUCGCCAUUGGAGCAGCUGCAGUCAUUGUCGUUGGUGUUAUUGCCAUCACUGUACUUAAUCUCCAUGUUAGGUCAUCCGCAGCUAGAUCUGCAGCUGUUCUUACAUUAUCUGCUGGGGAUGAGUUUAGCCAUUCUCCCACUACAGAUGCCAAUUCUGGCAAGCUUGUAAUGUUUUCUGGUGACCCUGAUUUCAGCACAGGAGCACAUGCUUUGCUCAACAAGGACUGUGAGCUUGGCCGUGGUGGUUUUGGAGCAGUGUACCGGACUGUUCUUCGAGAUGGGCACCCAGUUGCAAUAAAGAAGCUCACUGUCUCAAGUCUUGUCAAGUCUCAAGAAGAUUUUGAAAGAGAAGUUAAGAAACUGGGGAAGGUCAGGCACCCUAAUCUUGUGGCACUUGAAGGUUAUUACUGGACACCAUCAUUACAGCUCCUCAUAUGUGAGUUUGUCUCUGGUGGUAGUUUGCAUAAACACAUCCAUGAAGGAUUAGGUGGAAACUUCCUCUCAUGGAAUGAGAGGUUCAAUAUAAUUCUUGGGACAGCAAAAAGCUUGGCUCACUUGCAUCAAUUGAACAUAAUUCAUUACAAUAUAAAAUCAAGUAAUGUCCUGAUUGACAGCACUGGUGAACCUAAAGUUGGAGAUUUUGGUCUAGCAAGAUUGUUGCCAAUGCUUGACCGUUACGUUUUAAGCAGCAAGAUUCAGAGUGCUUUAGGGUACAUGGCACCUGAGUUUGCCUGUAGAACUGUAAAGAUAACUGAGAAGUGUGAUGUGUAUGGAUUUGGGGUUUUAGUUCUGGAGGUGGUUACUGGGAAAAGGCCUGUGGAGUACAUGGAAGAUGAUGUCGUGGUGCUCUGUGACAUGGUUAGAGGAGCACUGGAGGAAGGCAGGGUGGAGGAAUGUGUUGAUGGGAGGCUUCAGGGUAACUUCCCGGCUGAGGAGGCGAUUCCUGUAAUGAAGUUGGGGUUGAUAUGCACAUCGCAAGUGCCAUCAAACCGGCCAGACAUGGGAGAGGUAGUUAAUAUAUUGGAACUCAUCAGAUGCCCUUCAGAAGGCCAAGAGGAAUUGGAAUGAAUUUUUACUUAUCAGGGAUUGGGAGAAGGGAUUUAAAUGAGUUGCCUGGCGAAGAAGAAUCCGGUUUUGUUCAUUUAUCUGAGAGAAGAAAAAUUUGAAUGUUGGAAAAUUUUUCCUUUUUUUUUCUUUCUUCUUGUGGUUUUUCAUGUUUGUUUCCUGUUUAUGUUUGUGGUUUCUCCUCUUAUGUAAUAGUCAGGUCGCCGGAUUCCUUUUCACCGGGUCCCAGUUUGGUUCCCUAACAAAUAUUGUUACCAUGUUACUAAUCUUUUGUCA
Quercus lobata is the source of this 3932-nucleotide messenger RNA. RefSeq names its product Leucine-rich repeat protein kinase family protein. The coding region runs from base 723 to 3659 and encodes 978 amino acids. Lineage: Eukaryota; Viridiplantae; Streptophyta; Magnoliopsida; Fagales; Fagaceae. Gene Ontology annotation, biological process: protein phosphorylation. The record is from RefSeq and is a predicted model, not a curated record. The transcript is spliced from 2 exons. Gene Ontology annotation, molecular function: protein binding; protein kinase activity; ATP binding.